AUGGCCGUGAAGAUGCUCCACUCCAGAAGAGCCUCUCUCUUCCCCAGCACAAAUAACAUCCCAGCUCUCCCACCCCACCCAGUCCCCUCUGCAUCCCCCCAGUCACAUCCCAAGAGCCCAGCCUCCCAUAGGGUUGUUGCAGGAUUGAUCAGCCGGGAGGUAGACACCGGCCAGUACAUAAUUCCCACUGAGGAGCCAGAGGAGCCUGCCACUGCUCACCAUGCUCACCGCAGACGCCACCUCAAGCGCUUCAGCUCCAGGUGGUACUCAGGCGCUCCUUCUGGUGGCCCCUUUGAUAGCACCCAUAGCCCCAACCAAGGCACAAGUGGUGAGAACAAGCCCCACAAGCCGCGCUGCAAACUUCUAGGUGAAGGGAGGUCAAAUUACGGUACCGCCAACAAGCAGCGUCAACGCUACGUCACCAAAGACGGGAAGUGCCAAGUGAACCUGGGCCCCAUCGAGGACAAGAGCCGUUUCCUCUCGGACAUCUUCACCACUCUGGUGGACCUGAAGUACCGCUGGUUCCUCUUUGUCUUUACCAUGUGCUACAUUGUUACGUGGGUGGCCUUCGCAGAGAUCUAUUUCCUAGACGCCUGGCUGCGGGACGACGUGGCCCACGUCCACGACCCGCAAUGGCAGCCGUGCUUCGAGAACGUGGACAGUUUCAUCUCCGCCCUGCUUCUGUCGGUGGAGAGCCAGAGGACCAUUGGCUACGGCUCCAGAUUGGUGACGGCCAACUGCAUGGAGGGAGUGGUUCUCCUCAUGGCCCAGUCUAUCAUUGGCUCAAUCAUUGACGCCCUCAUGGUCGGCUGCAUGUUCGUCAAAAUCUCCAGGCCUCAGAAAAGGGCCCAGACUCUGAUCUUCAGCAAACACUGUGUCAUAUCGGAGCGUGACGAGAAACUCUGCCUUCUCUUCCGCAUUGGAGACCUGAGGGCGAGUCACAUGGUGGACGCCAAGAUUCGAGCCAAGCUUAUUAAGUCCAGACAGACCAAGGAAGGGGAGUUCAUACCGCUGGAGCAGUCCGAGAUCAACCUGGGCUACGAUACCGGAGGAGACAGGCUUCUGUUGGUCGAGCCUCAGACCAUCACCCAUGUCAUCAAUGAAAGCAGUCCCUUCUGGGAAAUAGGGGCUGAGCGUCUGACAAGGGAGAGAUUUGAGAUCAUCAUCAUUCUGGAGGGAAUCGUGGAGGCAUCAGGUAUGACAUGCCAAGCCAGAACCUCUUAUACUGAGGAGGAGAUUCUGUGGGGCCACAGAUUUGAAUCCUGCAUGUCUCUGGAAAAAGGGUCUUACCGGGUGGACCAUAGUGUAUUUGAUAAAACCUUCCCAGUACAUACCCUCACCCUUAGUGCUAAAGAGAAGAGUGAUGAAAAAGAAGACGAGGUCCUAUUUUAG
Messenger RNA from Salvelinus sp. IW2-2015, 1392 nucleotides. RefSeq names its product G protein-activated inward rectifier potassium channel 4-like. The record is from RefSeq and is a predicted model, not a curated record. Gene Ontology annotation, molecular function: inward rectifier potassium channel activity. NCBI's taxonomy places the organism in Eukaryota, Metazoa, Chordata, Actinopteri, Salmoniformes, Salmonidae. Gene Ontology annotation, cellular component: plasma membrane. Gene Ontology annotation, biological process: regulation of monoatomic ion transmembrane transport; potassium ion import across plasma membrane.